Messenger RNA from Ctenopharyngodon idella (grass carp), 526 nucleotides. Its product is annotated as histone H3-like. The transcript has a single exon. Gene Ontology annotation, cellular component: nucleosome. Gene Ontology annotation, molecular function: DNA binding; protein heterodimerization activity; structural constituent of chromatin. Bases 66 to 476 code for a protein of 136 amino acids. NCBI's taxonomy places the organism in Eukaryota, Metazoa, Chordata, Actinopteri, Cypriniformes, Xenocyprididae. The record is from RefSeq and is a predicted model, not a curated record.
UUCAAACGAACUAUUCAUUUAUUCUUUUGUGCAUUUCAAAGCAGCGACGGAGCUCAUUAGAAAUAAUGGCGAGAACCAAGCAGACCGCUCGUAAGUCUACUGGAGGAAAAGCCCCGAGAAAGCAGCUGGCUACUAAAGCUGCUCGUAAGAGCGCACCAGCUACCGGUGGUGUUAAGAAGCCUCAUCGUUACAGGCCCGGUACUGUGGCGCUGAGAGAGAUUCGCCGUUAUCAGAAAUCCACUGAACUUCUGAUUCGCAAACUACCUUUCCAGCGUCUGGUGAGAGAAAUCGCUCAAGAUUUCAAGACUGAUCUACGCUUCCAGAGCUCAGCUGUCAUGGCCCUGCAGGAGUCUAGCGAGGCUUACUUGGUCGGUCUGUUUGAAGACACCAACUUGUGCGCCAUCCACGCCAAAAGGGUCACCAUCAUGCCCAAAGACAUUCAGCUGGCCCGCCGCAUUCGCGGAGAGCGCGCUUAAAUCCACAGCUGCAUCAGUCAUACAAACCCCAAAGGCUCUUUUAAGAGCCA